This is a messenger RNA of Chenopodium quinoa (quinoa), 441 nucleotides long. RefSeq lists its product as uncharacterized. The transcript is spliced from 2 exons. The coding region runs from base 1 to 441 and encodes 146 amino acids. Lineage: Eukaryota; Viridiplantae; Streptophyta; Magnoliopsida; Caryophyllales; Amaranthaceae. The record is from RefSeq and is a predicted model, not a curated record.
AUGGCUGCUAAUCCUCAUACUUCUGAAAUGGUGGCUCAGGAAACUAAUUCUAUUCAACAAUUGAAAUAUUGGAGGUCUGUUCAAGAAAGCAUAUACAAACAGAAAUCCAGAAUUGAUUGGGUUCAGCUGGGUGGCCCAAAUACAAAGUAUUUCUUCUGUAUGAUGAAGCACAGGCAAGCCAGGAACAGAAUUGACACUAUUCUGACUGAUCAACAUGUUCUGUUAAAGAAACUUGCUGAUGUUGAGAGAGAAGUUGUGGGUUUCUAUAAGAAAUUUAUGGGCUCUAGUUCUCCUUCUCUUGAAGCUAUUGACCUGUUGACUAUGAGAAAUGGAAGACAACUCUCAGUGGAUUCUCAGAAUAUUCUUAUCGCUCUUAUUACUGUUAGUGAGAUUGAUUCUGCUAUUCAAAGAAUCUAUGAUGAGAAAGCUCCAGGGUUAUGA